Molecule: messenger RNA, 1053 nt
Organism: Knipowitschia caucasica
Lineage: Eukaryota; Metazoa; Chordata; Actinopteri; Gobiiformes; Gobiidae
Source: the annotation of a GenBank genome assembly
AUGGCGUCUCCCAAAGCCAAAUGUGUGCUCCAGAAUGAGGCCGGGAAAGAGUGCAAAGUCAGCCCGGGGAAAGGGGAAGGCGAGGCGGCGUUGGGCAACCGGAUGUACCGUCUGGAGGAGCUGGAGACCGUGGCCACAGUGGGCACUGGUACGUUCGGUCGUGUCUUUCUGGUGCGAGACAAACACAGCAGAUCGUUCUUUGCGCUGAAACAGAUGAAGAUCCCGGACGUGAUCCGCCUGAAGCAGGAGACGCACGUCCACAACGAGAAGGAGGUGCUGUCCGAGGUCACGCACCCCUUCCUCAUCCGACUGUUCUGGACGCACCACGACGAGCGUUUCCUCUACAUGCUCCUAGAUUAUGUACCGGGUGGGGAGCUCUUCAGUUACCUGCGCACUCGCGGCCGCUUCAGUAACUCCGCAGGACUCUUCUACACCUCAGAGAUCGUCGUUGCCAUCGACUACCUGCACCAGCGAGACAUCGUGUACAGAGACCUCAAACCAGAGAACAUCCUGCUGGACGCAGAGGGACACAUCCGACUCACUGACUUCGGGUUCGCCAAGAAGCUGUCGGACAGGACGUGGACUCUGUGUGGGACCCCAGAGUAUUUGGCCCCAGAGGUGAUCCAGAGCAAAGGCCACGGACGAGCGGUGGACUGGUGGGCACUGGGAAUACUGGUGUUCGAGAUGCUGGCCGGGUACCCGCCCUUCUUUGACGACAACCCGUUUGGAAUUUACCAGAAGAUUCUGGCGGGAAAACUGGAAUUCCCACGACACCUGGACUUCUAUGUCAAAGAUUUAAUCAAGAAGUUCCUGGUGAUCGACAGAGCCAGACGUCUGGGCAACAUGAAGAACGGAGCAGAUGACAUCAAGAGACAUCGCUGGUUCAAGACGGUCGACUGGGAGGCGGUUCCUCUGAGAAAACUUAAGCCACCUAUCAUCCCCAAAGUUUCUCACGAUGGCGACACGUCUAACUUUGACGUUUACCCUGAAGACGACUGGAAGAAGGACCCGCCCGUCCCACAGAAAGACCUGGACCUAUUCAAGAACUUUUAA